Epinephelus moara (kelp grouper) is the source of this 5533-nucleotide messenger RNA. It is a transcript of the gene elfn1b, whose product is annotated as extracellular leucine-rich repeat and fibronectin type III domain containing 1b. The coding region runs from base 898 to 3600 and encodes 900 amino acids. Lineage: Eukaryota; Metazoa; Chordata; Actinopteri; Perciformes; Serranidae. The record is from RefSeq and is a predicted model, not a curated record. The transcript is spliced from 7 exons. Gene Ontology annotation, molecular function: protein binding. Gene Ontology annotation, cellular component: plasma membrane.
CGAGGGAGACAGCGGCGAGAAGGCAGCACAUCACACCAGGCGCCGUUUUGCAUCCCAAAAAAAUCUUGACGCCACACUGGCUGCUGCUGCUGCUGCUGCUGCUGAGCUCUGUCCCCAGUCACCGCAGAGGAGACACGUGCAGGCUGGGACCAAAUCACUGACAGACAAAGACUGAAGACAAAACACCAACACAGCCACACAUACUGCCAGAGGCACCGAGCGGAGCGUUUGGGCUGAGGAAGACCUGCCGAGGCGCCUUCCUCCACGUUGGCAUCUGGAGCAGGGAGCAAGGGAGAGUGGCCGAGGAAGACAGGAGAAAAAGUUACAGCGAGAGAGGAAAAAAGAAGACUGUUGAGUGAUGUGAAAAGUGCGGCGAGACUGAAGGCUCUGCUGGUUUCGGAGAGGUCCUCCGUCUGCAAAGGGACGAGUUCUCACACCAAGUACAGAGCAGCGAGCAAUGAGGAAGAAAGAAAAGAGGUGCUCGUCCAAUCAGAGAUGCAGAUGGCCACAGAAGACAUGAGCACCAGCCAAUCUGGCACCAGGAUGACUUCCUCUUGCCAAUUUAUACAUAACAAAUCAAAUGCGACCCCCUAAUUGAACAAUUGAUACAGUUUACCUAGACACACAUACUGCCAAUGAAGUGAUACCUCCCAUUCCUGCGCUCAUUUCUACUUUGAUAAAUCCUUAAUUCCUCACACAACUCAGUCUUUAAUUUGCUGUACUGUUACAAGACAAGCUAAAGAGAAACUUUUUUACCAUGCUGUGACUACGCUUCAAGCAGUGCAGACACAACUCUGACAAUAAGGCAACACCAAGCCACCACACACUGAGAUACUACUGUACAAACAAGCCCGCAGUCCCUUUCAAAUGGCACUAGCCUGCAUGGAUAAAUGUUAGAUGGCAAGCAUCUCUGCUCGGGUUUCUCCAAUGGAUAUUGUAACGACUUCCCAAAUGGCCCAGAGGACAGGACAGGGACGGCAGAGACAUAACGUGACUGGAGGUUCCUCAUCAGUGGUCCUGUCCACAGCCAGCUCCUUCCUCUGUUGGCUCGCCCUGCUGUCAGUAAUGCGGUUGCCAAUGGUAACAGCUGACUGCUGGCUUAUCGAAGGCGAGAAAGGCUUUGUGUGGCUGGCCAUCUGCAGUAUGAACCAGCCGCCUUAUGAGGCCAUCCCCUCUCAUAUCAACAGCACUAUUGUGGAUCUGAGGCUGAAUGAGAACAAGAUACGGUCGGUCCAUUAUUCUUCACUCAGUCGCUUUGGCAACCUCACCUAUCUGAACCUCACCAAGAAUGAUAUCAGCUAUGUGGAAGAUGGAGCGUUCUCAGCACAAUUCAACCUGCAGGUUCUCCAGAUGGGUUUUAACAAGUUGAGGAACCUGACAGAGGGGAUGCUGCGAGGUCUGGGCAAGCUGCAGUAUCUCUACCUGCAAGCCAACCUCAUCGAGACUGUUACACCCAACACCUUCUGGGAAUGCCCCAACAUAGAAAAUAUAGACCUCUCCAUGAACAGGAUUCAGGUGCUGGAUGGCAGUUUGUUCUCUGGACUUUCUAAGUUGACCACUUGUGAACUUUACACCAACCCCUUCAACUGCUCUUGUGAGCUGCUGGGUUUCCUGCGCUGGCUCUCAUCCUUUCCCAACAGGACCAGUGAGAGGAUGGUGUGCGAUUCCCCUUCAGGGUUCUUCGGCUACAACCUCCUGAGCCAGAACCCCCGCAUGCCUACCCAACGCAAUGCACUGCAUGUGCUCAGUCUUGUAUGCACAGAUGAUGGCAGCGUGACAUCCUUCUAUGUCAUUGGUGCAGCUGAUUCCACCACCCCGGUCCCAGAUUUCGCCUCUCCCUGCGGAUUGGACGAUUGUGCUUCUGGGACUCCUCCUGAUGAGGUAAUCAGCUUGAGCCCCAUUUUCUCUGACGUCAAUCCAAUCAUGAUGUUAAAGCAGGUGCUACAUUCGAGCGCUGUGAUUACGGUUCAGAUUCCCUACCCGUACAGGAAAAUGUACAUCCUGGUGCUUUAUAACAACAGCUUCUUCACAGAUAUCCAGAAUCUGAAAAGUCAAAGAGAAGAUAUUGAGCUCAAGAACUUGAAACCUAACACCGACUACACAUACUGUGUGGCUUCUAUACGAAACUCCCUGCGCUUCAACCACACCUGUCUGACCAUCUCCACUGGCCGCCGGGCCGAGGCUGAGAGGAUAGCUAAUCAGUCAUCAGCUACUCACUACAUUAUGACUAUUUUGGGCUGUUUGUUCGGCAUGUUACUGUUCCUUGGCCUAGUAGUCCACUGCCUGAGGAGGAAGAGGAUCAUGGAGGAGAAGGAGAGAAAGAUGAGCAGGAUUCAAAGGACUCUGAUAGAGCUCAAGUAUGGUGGAGAAGGGGAUAUAGAGGGAGGGAGCGGAGGAUCUGUUUCCCAGAAGCUUGGUGCUGGGGAGAGUCUGUCCAGAAUGCCCUACCUUCCUCAGGGUGGUGAGAUUGAUCCAUAUAAGCUGCAGGAGGUGAUAGAAACACCGGUGCACAAGCCUGCUAAACUCAACUACAUGGAGGUGAGAGGGUCUGGCAUUGAAAGGGAGAGAGAACGAGAGCGGGAAAGAGAGAUGUCACCACAAGCAAAUCCCCAGGGUUCAGUAGCAGAGAUCUCAACCAUAGCUAAAGAAGUCGAUAAAGUUAACCAGAUCAUCAACAACUGUAUAGAUGCCCUAAAAUCUGAGUCUACCUCCUUCCAACAGGGGAUGAAAUCCCCCUCUUCUGCAGGUGGAGGGGCCGUUUCUACUGCAGAGCCGCAGCUGGUGCUUCUCUCUGAGCAAGGAGAGAGAGAUAGAGGAGGCGAGUUCCUCUCCCCAGUUUAUAAGGGAGGAAGAGGAGGGAGAGAAGAGAGGGGGAGAAGCUAUCAUCAUUCUCUGCAGCGACACCACAGCGUGGAGGCACCUCCGACCUCCAAAAGGCCUAGCACCUCCUCUUCUCCUGGUUCUGCCCGAAGCCCUCGCUCAUUCCGCUCGGAGGGAGGCUAUCACUCGUCAGAGACCCGCUACAUCGAGAGGACCUCACCUGGAGAGAGAGGAGAGAGGGGGGGAGGCGGAGGAGGAGAGGCCAUUCGCACAGUCACCCCAGCAGCGGCUAUCUUACGAGCUGAAGCCCAGAGAAUCCGCCAGUACAAUGAACACCGUCACUCCUAUCCCGGCUCCCAGCAGCACCUCCAAGAGCUGCAGCACCACCCCCAGAUCCUGCAGGAGCUGCAUCACCACCCAGGGGCCCGAAAGCCCUCCAUGUUAGACCCCCUCACCCUCAGCAGGCAGGCCAAGCAGCGGGAGCUGGCCUACUCCCAGCUCUCGCCACACUACCCGCUCUCGCCCCAGUACCACAACCUCAGCUACUGCUCCAGCCCAGAAGAAGACGAGGAGGAUGAAGGGCUCCUCUGCACCCCGACCCUGGGGUUAUGGGAGAGGUUCAAACUGCACCGUAAGAGGCACCGGCAGGCGUCCAUGGAGGACGAAGGAUACGUGGCAGCUGGACAUGCGCUGAGGCGAAAGGUUCAGUUUGCCAAGGAUGAGGAUCUUCAUGACAUACUGGACUACUGGAAAGGUGUGUCCGCCCAGCAGAAGACCUGAUCCCACAUCUGGAGACCCCAAACACUUUGAGGAUGGAAAAUAACAACACUGCACCCAUUACAUAUUGAUACAGAUACACAGACUGAUACAAAAAUGACCUGUAAAUACACACAGACACACACACACACCUUACAGGAUCUACAGAAUCAAACUGCACACACACAUCUAUAUAUUCACACACUUUACACAAACCAAGCCUUUGCUUCUGAGAACAUGAAGGAGGACCAAACUAAUAUAUUAUACUGAACAAAAAUCAUAACUUAUAGAGAGACUGAGUUACUUUUUGUAAUGUAAUACACAUUAUAGCUCAGACUUAUGUAGCUAUUUGUACUAAGUUUUGAAUGACAAAAAAAAAAAAAAAAUCAACAUUAAGAGCAGAAACCUUAAAUGUUGCCGGGCAACCCAUCCUGAACAGCCUGGCUACGCUUUUGAUCUGCCUUGAGACUGACGUUCAUCAGACAUGACCACGGCAGAUUAACCUCACCAAGUCUGAUUAUGGCGGUGGAUUGAUCAAGAUUUUACUUUGCUAGGGGAGGUUGUUUUUGCAUCGCGCCCUGCGACGCUGCUCUGAUACAAGACGUUCUGAAAGAUUUGCCGUGAUUUGAAGAUUUAAAACAUCAAAAUGAGAAAUUCUGGAUGGGUCGCCAGGCAACAGUUGUAUUCAACUGUGCUGAGAAUGAGUAGGUAGCUCUCACCAGAGAGUGAGUAUAAUGUGCCAAAUCAACCAAGGGGGGAUAGUAGAGCCCUACUGUGUACCAACUUCUCCUCGCCACUGUUUUUAUAUAGAGAAUUUAAAAAACCUAGAAUGAUAUGUUAUUACUAUUAAUUAUUCUUAUUACAUUACUGGUCUUCUUAUUAUUCCUAUGCUCCUCAUCAUUAGUAUUCUAUUAUUUGAAUAUGGCAUGGCUCUGUCCUGUGACUGUGUUUUGACUGUUUUGAACCUCUCAGCCGAGAAGUACACACCAACAGAGACAAACUAUGAUGGACGAGACGUUUGAGUUCUUCUUUUCUACCAAGAGGAAUGUGCUCUCUGCUGAGCCAAAAACAAGCCCGUCUUUUCUCUUGGUGAACCCCCGCUACACUUGCUCCUCAUCCUCCUAAAGAGGGAACGCUGUACAGAUGAGAGAGAGAAGUUCUAUAUUUGCAACAGAGGUGACUGUUUUGUUUGUACAACAUGGUUUUGAAAUCUUUCAGACUUUUCAGAAGCCAGAAUCCCAAGUUAGUUACCUACCUGCUCACUUACAAUGGUACGUUUUUGAUUUUGAAAUCGAACUAAAAAUUCUAAUCUUCAAAUGAAUGUCUUUAAUUCCCACAGGGGAAACAUAUCUGCACUGUUCAAAAUCAAAAAACGACUCUUAGGAAAAGACCUAAAACUCUCAGCUUCCUUCCCGAUACACUGUAGCUCCACUGUGUUUUAUCAACAAAUCUUUUUUUUUUCCCUCCUCCUCCCAUCUCCCAGGUUUUUACUUGUUAUUUUUUUGGAUUCCUCUGGUUCCACUGUGGUGCCAUUGUGCCAACUUGAUAAAUCACAAAGAAGUAUUUGAAAUGAUUUUAAAUACUACUAUUUACAGACCUCUUCAUCGAUACACAUCAGUUUGCCAAACAGAACAACAAUUUGCACAAAACGAUCCACCCCCAUUGGCUCACUGCUCCCCUUCUAUCCUCCAAUCAUUUCUAAGACCAAAGUACUGUGGUAGUAAAUUGACCCUUAUAGCCCCCUGACCCGGCCCCAGCUAUUUACCCACCAUCACCCUUACAGUUACGACUCUAGCACAUGCAUACACAUUCAGGUGUACUCAUGCACACAAACCACACACAACCACACACAGAUGAAUGUAUUCUUUGAGAAAUUAAUACUGUUGAGCAGCUGGAUUUUCUGUUUCUGAUGUACAAGCUGCGUUCAAACAGUGUCCUCAUCUGUCUGAUAGAAACA